Molecule: messenger RNA, 1710 nt
Organism: Coffea arabica (coffee)
Lineage: Eukaryota; Viridiplantae; Streptophyta; Magnoliopsida; Gentianales; Rubiaceae
Product: UDP-glycosyltransferase 91A1-like
Molecular function (GO): UDP-glycosyltransferase activity
Source: RefSeq, a predicted model, not a curated record
CAUUUUGUACAGACUGCUAAUUUCACUGCAGGCUUAGACUAUAAAAACACCACCAGAAAUCAAAGACAUUUCAGCCACGAAUCAGAGUUGAGACAACUUGACAUCCAUGGCUGAAGACGGCAAAUUACACAUAGUAAUGUUUCCUUGGCUGGCCUUCGGCCACAUGAUCCCAUACUUAGAGCUCUCCAAGCUCAUAGCUAAAAGGGGUCACAAGGUUUCCUUCCUUUCCACCCCAAGAAACAUCGAUCGCCUCCCAAAACCACCUCCAAAUCUAACCCGUCAUCUGAAAUUUGUCAAAAUUCCCUUACCCCAUAUCGAAAAUCUCCCUGAAAAUGCAGAGGCCACUACUGAUCUACCCUACAACAAAGUCAAGUACCUCAAACUAGCCUGUGACGGCCUUCAACAACCCAUAUCUGAAUUUCUUCAACAAACUUGUCCUGAUUGGGUCCUCUUCGAUUUCGCUCCUUAUUGGAUACCAUCUGUUGCAUCUAAGCUGAACAUCCGUACAGCUUUUUUCAGUAUCUAUACUGCGCCAUUUUUGGGCUUUUGCGGCCCCGUCGAAGUGAUGAAGGGCAAUGGAGAAGACAGGAAAACGCCCCAGGAUUUCACUGUGAAACCCAAAUGGGUUUCUUUUGAGACGAACAUUGCUUUUAAGUUGUUUGAGAUUUCGCGACUCGUUGACAGUUUGAUCGGGGAUGAAGAGCCCAUCUCCGACAUAUUCCGGGGCGGAUCUUCGAUUGAAAACUGCGAUUUCUUGGCUAUAAGGAGCUGUUCUGAGUUUGAACCCGAAUGGUUACAGCUUAUGGAGGAGAUUUAUCAGAAGCCGGUGAUUCCGGUCGGUCAACUGCCGACCACCGGCAACAAUGAUGCAGAUGAGGGAAAAGAUGAAGCAUGGAGACCUAUAAAAGAGUGGCUUGACAAACAAGAAAGAGAGUCAGUUGUUUAUGUAGCAUUCGGGAGCGAGGCGAAACCGAGUCAAGCUGAACUCAAUGAAAUUUCUCUAGGUUUGGAGCUGUCUGGUUUGCCAUUUUUCUGGGUUUUGCGGACGAAACGGGGUGGUGAAGAUACUGAGGUGAUUGAGCUGCCUGAAGGAUUUGAGGACCGGACCAAGGAUCGGGGGGUGGUUUGUGCCAGUUGGGCGCCACAGUUGAAGAUACUGAGUCACGACUCAGUGGGUGGGUUCUUGACUCACUCGGGUUGGAGUUCGGUUGUGGAGGCUAUUCAGUUUGAGAAGGCUCUUAUUUUGCUGACAAUGUUGGCUGACCAAGGAAUAAAUGCGAGGGUCUUGGAGGAGAAAAAGAUGGGGUAUCCGAUUCCUAGAGAUGACUCGGACGGGUCAUUUACGAGGGACUCGGUGGCCGAGUCACUCAGGCUGGUGAUGAUUGAGGAUGAGGGAAAGAUAUACAGGGACAAAAGUAAGGAGAUGAGGAGAUUAUUUUGUGAUGAGAGUCGGCAAGAUGGCUACGUUGAGACUUUGUUGAACUUUCUUCAAAGCUACAAAAGUGCAAAAGAAGAGAAAUAAAUUUGGACUAUCUGUAAAGUUUCUUUGCAGUACUAUGAUUGGAAGGGGAAAGAGUUGAAUGAAUUCUUGCAAUUGUCCUAUAUCAAAGUGAAUUUUAAUUUCGAAAAUGAAAUGUUCACAUUCUCAUGUUUAUUGGUAUCCUUUUAGAAUGGUUAAUCAUGUUAAAAAUAAGAACAGUCUAAUUUUAA